Molecule: messenger RNA, 926 nt
Organism: Bombina bombina (fire-bellied toad)
Lineage: Eukaryota; Metazoa; Chordata; Amphibia; Anura; Bombinatoridae
Gene: MS4A4E
Product: membrane spanning 4-domains A4E
Exons: 3
Coding region: 82-573 (163 amino acids)
Source: RefSeq, a predicted model, not a curated record
UACAUUUUUGUCAUAAUGUCCCACACACAUUACUCUGCUUACAAAUUCUGUAUCUCUCUUUAGGUAAGAGGUUCACUUGCAAUGAAUAUUAUUAGUUCAGUGGUUGCUGUUGCUGCAAUUGGACUUUUUUGCACAGAUAUUGGAUACUAUCAAUAUAAUUACCACAGUUGCUAUUGGGAAGAAUAUCCAAACUCCUGUUAUUUCUUUGCAGACAGUGUCCUGGUUAUUAGAUGGACUGCUCUUGCCUUUUUGCUUGUAGCCACUCUCCUGCAGUUUUGUGUAUCAGUUUCAUUAUCAGCUUUUGGAUGCCGGGCCCUGAGCCAUAAAGAUGUCAUUCCACCCCAGGUGUUUGUGAUACCAAAUACAGGAAUCAAUUCUCCUCCAUUGGCAUCUGAAAAUCAAAAUAGAAAUGAUAUCCCCCAAAGAAAUGACUUUCAGGUUGCAGAGACUUCAACAUAUUCCCCACAAGCAACAGGAAAUCCAAGAUUACCUAACACUGACUACAAUAUGGAGAACCGAAGCACUCCUUCUCUAUAUCCCUCUUAUCCCUCAUAUAACAUGAGACAGAAUUAAUAGCAUUGUCCUAUCACUCAUGCCAUCAGAUCUGGAUAGGAACAAGGAUGAGAAUGAUCAGAGAGGAAUACUGUGGUCCUGAGAUUACCCAAGAUGCCGUAAAAUGGUUCAGCUGUAACUGGUGCAUCUCUGGUGUUUAUAACUGGACCCACUUAUAACACAUACUUCAGAUUUUAGAUUGUGUUUAAAUCAGCCUCCCUUUUAUAGUAAUCUGUUCUUAUAAAAAACAAGGUUGUGAAAUGCAAAGAUGAAUGUUAAAACAUGGUUGCUUAAAACCACUCUGUUUUUUUAACACAUGCAGAAUUUCCUGUGCACUUAGAGAGAGCAAAUGGUACAAACUGCAUGAGUUGCCU